Messenger RNA from Helobdella robusta, 1402 nucleotides. RefSeq lists its product as hypothetical. Gene Ontology annotation, molecular function: zinc ion binding. Gene Ontology annotation, cellular component: transcription factor TFIIH holo complex; transcription factor TFIIH core complex. Bases 95 to 1261 code for a protein of 388 amino acids. Gene Ontology annotation, biological process: regulation of transcription by RNA polymerase II; nucleotide-excision repair; DNA-templated transcription. The transcript is spliced from 14 exons. Lineage: Eukaryota; Metazoa; Annelida; Clitellata; Rhynchobdellida; Glossiphoniidae. The record is from RefSeq and is a predicted model, not a curated record.
UCGAAAACAGCACGGUGGCUUUUGAUUCAAAUUAUUUCACUUCUGGUCGUUCUGUAAAAUUAUUUGUUAAAUUGUUAUUAUUUUGAUCUCAACUAUGGAUGAAGGAAAUGUAGGUUAUGCCUGGGAAGCUGAAUAUGAAAAAACAUGGGAGGUUCUGCAAGAAGAUGAGGCAGGCUCCCUACAGUCAGCAGUGGCUGACAUCAUACAGAAGGCCAAGAGGAGGCAGAUGAUGUCCAGGGUGGGAAACGUCAAGAUUGGCAUGAUGCGACACUUGUUAAUCGUCAUUGACAUGACUAUGGCAAUGCUGGAUCAAGACUUGAAGCCAAAUCGUCUCUUCUCCACUCUAAAGCUGUUGGAAUCUUUCAUUGAGGAGUUUUUUGAUCAGAAUCCGAUCAGCCAGGUUGGGUUGUUGGCAAUGAAAAAGAGGAGGUGUGAAAGAAUCCACAACCUCACAGGUAACAGCAAAAAGUUGUUGUCGUGCUUGAAUAGUUUGAGGAAAGUGAAUUGUGAAGGAGAGGCCUCUCUGUACAAUGCACUGGACCAAGCGUUAAAAGUUCUCAAAUACCUUCCGAGCCACGUCAGUCGAGAAGUUCUCAUCCUCUUUGGUAGUCUGUCAACAGUUGAUCCUGUCGACUUGUCCUGCAUCAUCGAGCAAUUGAAAGUCCACACCAUCAGAUGUUCAAUCAUUGGAAUGUCCGCCGGCAUGCAUGUCUGCCAGAAAUUGUGCAGGGAAACACAGGGUAAAUAUUCCGUCAUAUUGGACGAGACGCACUACAAGGCCCUACUCCACGAACACCUUCUACCCCCCGUGUCUGUCGCAAUGCAAGAGAUAUCAUUGGUGCGCAUGGGAUUUCCGCAGUUGGAGACAUCAGCUCUGAUGAAGAGUAUCAUCUGCAUGUGCCAUGCAGGGAGUGGCAACGUUGAAGAUUGCAUCGGGAAGAAUGGAUAUAUCUGCCCACAGUGUGGUAGCAAGUACUGUGACUUGCCUGUCGAGUGCACUGUUUGUGGAUUGACACUGGCUUCAUCGGCGCACCUGGCUCGCUCCUACCACCACUUGUUCCCGCUCGAGGCAUUCGAGGAGGUUCUUGCUAUCAAUAUCUUCAAGAAGAAUCGCUUCUGCCACGGAUGUCAGAGAGGAUUGAACGAACCCAACGCAUACAGAUGUAAGAAGUGCACAUACACAUUUUGUACGGAUUGCGAUAUUUUCAUUCACGAGUCCCUGCACUCCUGCCCGGGAUGUUCGGCUAAACGGAAUUUAUAAGAUUCUCUGUACAUUUAUAAUAUGUGUGUGUGUGUGUGUGUGUAAAUAACGUGCGUGGAAAUUAUUAUUAUUCUGCAAGUUCAGUUGUUAUUAUAUUUCUUGACUAACGACACGUCGUUUCAAAUAAAUUCCUUAGACUUG